Molecule: messenger RNA, 3460 nt
Organism: Misgurnus anguillicaudatus (oriental weatherfish)
Lineage: Eukaryota; Metazoa; Chordata; Actinopteri; Cypriniformes; Cobitidae
Product: sentrin-specific protease 7
Biological process (GO): protein desumoylation; proteolysis
Cellular component (GO): cytoplasm; nucleus
Molecular function (GO): SUMO-specific endopeptidase activity
Source: RefSeq, a predicted model, not a curated record
UCGAAAAGAAAAAUAGCACGUGACUUCCGGUUACUAGCGGAAGUUUUUAGUGGAGGGUAAUAAUCCAAAUGUUCAUGUGCUCACUUUCGGUUCCGUAGCGGAAUUAUUUUGAUUUAUCAUGAUCUACAGUUUACCCUGACUUUGGGAUUUUAAAAAUGCCACAUGAUAAAGCUCGCAGCAGCCUCGUGUCUGACACUCUGGAACGGAGGAGAGCUCUGACCAUCUCGCCGGUUGUCAGACGUGACAGCUGUCAGACUGAAAAUCCACUUAAGAUCUCUAGGAGAUGUUCCACAUCCGAAGAUGAGGAUACAAAGAUGUCUAAAGAUCGGAAAAAGAACAACUCCAAUGUGACCAUCCAUUGGACACAGCUGGCAUCAAAUGGUACAUCCGAUCAAUCAGAUACCAAAUUACAAACAUCCAAUGAUCAAGUGUGCAUAACAUGGAAGGAUAUUCAAAGGCGUCAGAUCAAGAUUGUAUUAGAAGAUGUCCUCCAGACCGAGAGGGGUCAAAGCUUGCUAAGAGGUAGCAGAGAGAGUUUCAAAUUGAAGAACCAAUCAGAACGCAAAAGGUCAGCAAGAGAGAGGCGGAGUGGUCAGACCUCAACAAGUGACCUCAACGAUACUAGGAGAACCAGUGUGACACUAAGACGUAGAUCAGACUCCGCUGGAGCAAAAGACACUUCACCAUCAACCCCUUGUUCUAAAAAUGAAUCAUGUUCAUCCAGAGAUCAAAUAAAGAUCAAAACUUCACCAGUCGUACAAAUAAACUCAUCACUGAAACUACCAGAGCUGUGUGAAAUAUCAAGUAACUCUUCUUCACCCAGACAAAGUGACUCUCCACAAUGUGUUGAAAUUACUGAUGAUUUGUCUGAACAAAUCAAACCAUCUACAUUUGAAGAAAAUGAAGCAUUAAUUCCAGAAGGAUCACAGUGUGUUGAAAUUAACGAUGAUUCGUCUGAACAAAUCAAACCAUCUACAUUUAAAGAAAAUGAAGCAUUAAUUCCGGAAGGAUCGCAAUGUGUUGAAAUUACUGUUGAUUUGUUUGAACAAAUCAAACCAUCUACAUUUGAAGAAAAAGAAGCAUUAAUUCCCGAAGAAUCGUCAGAGUCCGAUGAAGUGGUUUCUUCUAGGUGCGAAUUUGGACGUGACUCUCCGUCAUCAUUAGCAGAGCAGUGUAGCCUCAAAGAGGAUGAAUGUGGUAGUGAGCAUCUAGCCAGUAUGGUAGAAGAGGAUGAUCCAAAAGAGUGCACAGAUGAUACAGGAGAAUAUCAGAAGGAAAAACACAAACGCAAGAAUGGAGAGGUGAUACAAGAGUUGGAUGGGUUGAGGGAUAGCGUCUUACGUCUCUCAGUUGGGGCUGAUGGGGAGGUCCCGCUCAAAAGAUGUCGCUUGGUUUCCGGCUCAGACUCCGCCUCUGUGAGUGCAGGGGGACAGUCUUGUCAGGCCCUCUCAACUGAAACCAUUGUUCUGUCUAGUGAAGAGGAGGAUGAGGAAGAGGAGGAGGAGGGGAAAGAGAAUGAAAAGGAAGAUUUUUUCUUAAACAUCCAGCCACCAGAGGGCAUUAAAGACAUACCUACACAUGAAAAACCAGCAAGUGUGUAUGAGCAGAUAGCAAUGACUGAGUGUCGGUCACAAAUCGCAGAACUGUUUACACAGUGCUCUAGUAUGAUCGAGAUACAACUGUCAUCUCUUCACAUGGGUGGAGUUGAUGUCGUAUCCAAUGCGAAAAUGAAGAUCACAAGUGAGAAGAUCACCAUUUCAUUUAAGGAUUCGUCAGUGAUCAUUUGUUUGGAGAUGGAAAACGUUCGUAAAUACAGUGUGUUGAAAGGGAAUGCGUUGAAGGGGUGUGAACUGGUUAAGGAUGAUGAGAUCGAGCCCCCUCCUGUGCUACUCUUAUCGCUGGCUGAUGCUCAGGCCCGUCAACUGCACAAAGACCUCUCCAAUAUCCAGCCAGGAAUAUGCCCAGCUGAAGGCAGCACGUUUGUAGUGCUGUGUUUGGCUGAGCAGGUUGAUGACUUUGAGACGGCAUUCUUUACUUCAUUAAUGGAGCUGGUGGCUCUAAAUCAGGGCAAUCCGGAGCUUGUUUACCCUCUCACAUAUUCAGAAAGUCUGACACUGCUGCAGAGCUCUCAGGAAACGCACCUGCUCCAGCUGCUGACGUCCAAGUCUGAUGCACAAACCAGCACUGCUGCAGAUACAGCUGCAUCUGCCUGUCAGGAUGAUGACGAUGUUCAGCUGAAGCCGGUCCACACGUUGUGCCACAGAAGAUCUGGGGGUUCUUAUAGUGUUUCCAUGGAACCCGCACUCGGGCCAGAAUGGACCCCGUACACCCAUUGCGGUCCUACACGCAGGUUGAUUCAGUUCCCCCCUCCGCCAUCUAAAGGGGCUCUAAGUGUGACAACAGAGGAUUUGGAGUGUUUAGACAGUGGGGAGUUUCUUAAUGACGUCAUCAUCGACUUCUACCUCAAGUAUUUGUUGGUGCAAAAAGCCCCUCGGUCAUCUGUCGACAGAUCACAUGUUUUCAGCAGUUUUUUCUAUAAACAACUUACACGCAGAGACAAUGCAAAUGAAGACAGCACAAGCAUACCAGCUCAGGUCAGAAGGCAUCAGCGUGUGAAGACAUGGACCCGCCACGUAGACAUCUUUGACAAAGACUUCCUGUUUGUGCCUGUCAACCAAGAAUCUCACUGGUAUUUGGUGGUAAUCUGUUUCCCUGGGCUGGAAGAGCCACAGUAUGUAAACUGGGAUGCCCGGGGCUCAAGGCAGGGCGAUGAUGGGGAGGAUUCGUGUGCGUCUGAGAUCCAACCAGACAACAGAUCCAACAAUGAUGAGGAUAAAGAUGCAGAUGACAGCCACGUAAAGUCCAGUAAAUGUCAUGAUCCUCCGGACUGCACAGAAAAUAACUGUGUGAGAAAAACUAUCUGCCAAAGACCGUGUAUACUCGUCAUGGACUCCCUGAAGUUAUCGGUGCACGAGCGUGUCUUCAAAGUCUUGCGCGAAUACCUUCAGAUGGAGUGGGAAGCAAAGAAAUGUGGUUCUCGUGACUUUAGUGCUGAACGCAUGAUAGGUUCACACUGUAAAGUCCCUCUGCAGGACAACAGCAGUGACUGUGGCCUUUACCUGCUACAAUAUGCAGAAAGCUUUUUACAGGACCCCGUGGUACACUUCGACCUGCCGCUGAGAUUAGAACGCUGGUUUCCACGACAACAGGUGCGAGGGAAGAGGGAUGAGAUUCGAGACCUUAUACUACACCUGUACCGAUUUCAGCAAGGCUCAAUAGGAAAUGAAAGUUUACAGUUGAUGAAAACGAGAUUAAGUAGUGUAUAGUGUUUAAAUGUGCAUUGUUUUAUGCUAGAUAUAUUUAUAUUUUAUGUGUUUUUGAACUGUUUAUAUACAUGUAUGUUUUUGUAUACAUUGCUGGAAAAAUUCAUAAGGAAAUAAAUCAGAACAUUUGAAUUUUU